CGGUGGGACGAUUACCGACGAGUAUGGCGACUCCAAAUGUUCCAGCAAAGUGCGUAACACCAAACAAUGUUGUUUUCUCAAUUUCUUGCUGAGCUAAUAAAGAAAACAUUUCUAUAGAUGGAGGUGAAGUACCACAGUCUUAUUAUCUUGAAGUGGUGAAACCGGCAACUAAACCCGCUGACAUUGCUUAGGAACAAGAAUGAACCGAAACUUGAGUUCCAAAUCAAUGAAGUCCCUUCAAUUCUUAGCUGAUCUUGAACCAAAAUAGGUGACAUUUCCUGACUGCUGAAGAUUGUGUAGUGAAUAAUGGAGAAAUCUCAUGGGAAGCGAGCGGAUACAGAGCUAUUUGAUGAUGGAAGAAGGCGAUGUUGUUUUAACUCGUAUCUGUGCAAAUUUUCUAGAAUUUGAUAACAGUUUCAGGCUUUCAGCUAUCUUCGUUCAAAAAGUUGAUGCAAAAUCAUGUGACUUCUUCAAACUCAGCGGUCAGCGCAGGAGAAAUUUGAAUUUGACCGGGAAUAAGAUUGAAGAAGUCGUGAAUUUUAUCAUGUCACUUCGAACCAAGAAACCGUUUGGAUUCCGUAUGUGAUCGCCCUUACAAGAUUCUGACUUUUUUCAAGAGCAUCGUAUUUUCAACUUCCAACCCUCUACGUGAACAAUAUACUAUAGUACGAAUAAAUCUCAGUUAUGCGGACGGCUAAGUGGAAAAUUCGUAGAAUUUAGCAGGACUCCCGGAAAAAGACAAGGACAUUUGGUCAAAGCGUCAAAGCCGUCACUUCACGUAAAUUUUGAGUUUUCAGACUUGCAACUUUCAAAAUCAACACCAAGAUGUUUGUCUCACAAUUGGACGAAACCCAACGAGCAACUUUUGAGCAGUUUAAAGAGGCUAUCAAAGACUGCCAACUUGUCAAUCCAGAUGAUAAUUACAUCCUCAAAUGGCUCGUUGCUCGUAGUUUUGAUAUUGAUCAAGCCGAAAAAAUGCUACGGCAGUCCAUAGAAUGGCGCCGAGCGAAUCGUAUCGACGGAAUAUUAGACCAGUGGGAGCCACCGGAGGUCUUACAGAAAUACUAUCCUGUAGAACUAUGUGGGGUGGAUAAAUUCGGCUGCCCCAUAUGCAUCGUGCCAUUUGGACAGGCUGAUUGGAGAGGAAUUUUACAGUCGGUCAGCAAGCGUGAUUAUUUGCGCUACAUUUGCUAUUUAGCAGAAAUGGGGAUGACGGAAAUCGUGAACAAUUCAAAACUUGCUCAAAAACCAAUAAUUGGUUCCAUGUUUAUCAUAGAUAUGGAGGGCUUAUCUGGGAAGCAAAUGUCUUACAAACCAUUUCGAGACAUUGGACUUGAAACCGUAAAACUACUUGAGGCUAACUACCCUGAGGAUCUCCGAAAGACUAUUAUCAUCAACGCUCCCAAACUGUUCACUUUAGUGUUUGCUAUGGUGAAACCAUUUCUUAAUCCUGUGACGCUCGAAAAGAUAAGCGUCUUGGGAUUUGACAGAAAGGAAUGGAGUGCCGCUUUGCUUAAGGAAAUGGAUGCUAAUCAACUACCGGUGCGCUAUGGUGGUACAAUGAAGGAAAGCGAUCCAAAAUGGAAUCACAAUUAUAGCUUCGUAGAAAAGAAAAUAGGGGAAGAAGUGCCACAGUCUUAUUACCUUGCCAAAGUCAAACCCACCCCUAAGGACUACAUGAUCUCUCUGGAUGUGCCAAAGAGGAAGAAAAUCAAAUUUGAACAUGAAAUUACUCAAGUCAAUUCCAUUCUCAGAUGGGAGUUCAUGACGGAGGACUGUGACAUCGGAUUUAGCGUUUAUUACAUGGAAGACGAUGGGAAGAGGGUAGAUCUCAUGAACGAGCGAAUGCAGAGCCAUUUAGUGAUGGAAGAAGGCCAAAUUGUGUGUACCCGUACCUGUACCUAUGUCUUGGAAUUCGACAACAGCUACAGCGUCCUCCGCUCCAAGACAGUUUGGCAUCAUAUGGUUGUUGAUCUACCAUCUUCUACCCCGGCAGUUUCGUUCGAGGAAUUCAAUCAGUGAGAGUCAAUUAGGGUUUUUAAUUAGGUUUUUCAGUGGAGCGGUUUUAAUUAGAAUUUUUAGAGACUGGGUGUGGGUGAUGAGAGAUAUAUUUCAUGAUGAUUUGUUCAUGUCAGCUGUGUUAAACAAAAAUUUUAAUGUGUAAUCUGCAUGCAUUUUUAUCAUUUAACUUGGAAAAAAGAAGUGGAGAUUUA
This is a messenger RNA of Daphnia pulicaria, 2213 nucleotides long. Its product is annotated as SEC14-like protein 2. NCBI's taxonomy places the organism in Eukaryota, Metazoa, Arthropoda, Branchiopoda, Diplostraca, Daphniidae. Gene Ontology annotation, cellular component: cytoplasm. The transcript has 15 exons. The record is from RefSeq and is a predicted model, not a curated record. Bases 826 to 2022 code for a protein of 398 amino acids.